AUGAUUGGAAACAAUUCAAAAGUUAUUAAUGAAAUUGAAUCUUUGCAAAAAAAAUGUGCUCAAAAAACAGAAGUCGUUUUAUCAUUAAGCAAAGAAUUAUCUGUGACUCAAAGUGAAGUUAAUAAAUGGAAAGCAAUCGCUGAAAACUUCGAAAGAAAUCUGGCUCAAGUCGAAUUUUCACUGCAAACUCUCACUAAAGCCGAUGUUAAAGAUCUCCGAUCAGAUUGUAAAGUUCUUAGACAAAAAAUUGCGAGAUACGAAGUGGAAACUUUUUAUAAGAUUGGAGAUGCUCAAGAAAAUUACGAUACAAGAGAAGGUGCUAAAGAUAUGCCAAAAAGUAUUGCCAUUAAUGAUUCGAAUAUUUUCAUAGAAAACCUCGAAAAGCUCACGAAUAAGAAUUCACAGCUUCAGAAGGACUUACAAGCUUUAUUGUGUGAAAAAGAAGAACUGAUUUGUGAUCGCGAUUCACUGAAUCGAAAGAUUGAAAGAUUGUCACAAGAAUUGACCUAUUUGCUUAACGGUGAUUCAAAUCGUAUUAUUGAUGAUAUUGAUGGAUUAAUCGCUGAAAACCGAUAUCUUAAAGCACAGUUAAAAAAUGCCGAAGAAGAGACUGGGUUAACAAGAGCGACUCUAAAAAAGUACCAUAAAAUGAUCAAAAAUAAAAUAAAGGUAUCACUCACGGAUAAUGCAACUAAGAGUAAUGGCAAUAGAAUUAGCGCUUAUGAUGCCGAACAAAUACACAAAGUGAUUGGAUCAAAAGCUCUCGAUUUAAGCAACUGUGAUUAUUCCUCUUUAAUGGAAUUAUUGCUCGAUCUAUGUAAUGAUCGACAAAUUGCACUUGCACAUCAGCGCAAUUCUAAUAAAAUUUUGGGCGAACGAAUUGUUGAACUUGAUGCAAAAAUUCUACAUAUGAAUUGCACCGAAAAAUCUCCCAGUCGUCUUUCGCCACGAUCUCCUUUCACUCAUGCUGAUGUUGGCAUACAAUAUGAUUUCCAAGAUUUACAAAAUGUAUGA
This is a messenger RNA of Dracunculus medinensis (Guinea worm), 1014 nucleotides long. Lineage: Eukaryota; Metazoa; Nematoda; Chromadorea; Rhabditida; Dracunculidae. The record is from the annotation of a GenBank genome assembly.